ACUUUCUUCCCCACCAACCUCUCUUUCUUUCUCUCUCUCUCUCUUUCUUUCUCUCUCUCUCUCCUACCUCCCUCGUCCACUCUCGAAUUCUGAGCUUCUCUGACACCAGAAUCAGAACCCUGAUUUCGAAUUUCCCUGUACCAUGCCAUGCCAUGCAUCAUUCAUCAUCCUCCAUCGCGAACCCCAUCGUCAUCAUCACAGCCGCUCCCAUGCUUUCAUGCAUGCUAUGAUCGAAUCUCCAUCAGCAUCAUUGCUCUUCUUUCUCUCUCAUCUCUUCCUCAGUUUCGCUCCUGUUGAUUUCUUUUGCCUCCCAUAUAACAAAAGCGCCGGUCUUGGAACCCAUUCCGCUGUUAACACAAUGGCUAGAUCCCUUCAUCCCACCGAACUUCUUGUCUUCUUCCUCCUCCUCUCCUCCGCAACGCUAUCACUCUCCGCUGAGCCUCUCAACAUGGAAGUGCAAGCUCUUAUAGCUGUAAGAGAUCUCCUCAACGAUCCCCAUGGGACGUUAAGCAAAUGGGAUGAAACAUCUGUCGAUCCCUGCAGCUGGUCUAUGAUCACUUGCUCUUCAGAGAAUCGCGUCAUUGGCCUGGGAGCGCCAUGCCAGAGACUCUCCGGAACUCUAUCUCCGGCGAUUGGGAACCUCACGAAUCUGCAGCAAAUAUUGUUGCAGAACAACAAUAUAACUGGAGAGAUCCCAUCAGAGCUAGGGCAUCUCCCAAGGCUUCAGACCAUGGACCUCUCGAACAACCGUUUCUCUGGCAGCAUACCAGAUUCUUUUGGUCGCCUUACGAGCCUUCGCUAUCUGAGACUCAACAACAACACCUUGACUGGAGCUUUUCCUUCAUCUCUCUCAAAAGUCCCCCAGCUCUCCUUCCUGGAUUUCUCUUACAACAAUCUAAGCGGCCCAGUCCCUUUUUUCCCGGCUAGAACCUUCAACGUGGUCGGGAAUCCACUAAUAUGCGGCGGUGCCCAUUUUCCGGCUGAUUGCUAUGGGACGAUGACACCAGUGUCUCUUCCGUUUCUUCUCGAAUCAAAUCACAGAGAAAUGAGGACGCAGAAACUCGCCAUCGUUGUGGCCUCCUGCGGGGGUGUCGCCGUCGCUCUGAUUCUCUUCGUUUCUCUAGCUCUUUUUGUCCGCCGGCGGAGCCGUCUAAGGCGGCGCUACCUCUUCAGUCUCAACGAGAUGGAGCAGAACGCCGCGGCGGAGGCGGCGGCGGCGGUGGGGAUGGGGAACUUGCGGCGGUUCAGGCUACGGGAGCUCCAGGCGGCGACGGAGAACUUCAGCUCGAAGAACAUACUGGGGAAAGGGGGAUUCGGCAACGUGUACCGCGGACGCCUCGGCGACGGCACGGUGGUGGCCGUCAAGCGGCUGAGAGACGGUGGCGGUGCCACCGGCGAGGCGCAGUUCAGAACGGAGGUCGAAAUGAUAAGCCUGGCGGUGCAUCGCAACCUCCUCCGCCUCAUUGGAUACUGCGCCGCCGCCGGCGAGCGGCUCCUUGUAUAUCCUUUUAUGGCGAAUGGCUCCGUCGCUGUCCGUCUUCGAGGCAAGCCGCCGCUUGAUUGGACGGCUCGGAAACGCAUCGCAGUCGGCGCCGCCCGCGGCCUCGCUUACCUUCACGAGCAAUGCGAUCCAAAGAUCAUUCACCGGGACGUGAAGGCCGCCAACGUGCUCCUCGACGACGCUCUCGAAGCCGUCGUCGGCGACUUCGGCCUUGCCAAAUUGCUCGACCAUUCUGACUCACACGUCACCACCGCCGUGCGCGGCACCGUCGGCCAUAUCGCGCCGGAGUACCUUUCUACUGGUCAGUCCUCCGACAAGACUGAUGUCUUCGGAUUCGGCAUUCUUCUCCUGGAUCUCAUCUCCGGCCGCAGAUCACUGGACUUCGCCGCCCGCUCUCCGCCGCCGCAGAAGACGUCUCUGCUUGACUGGGUCAGGAAGGUCCAGCAGGAGAGGAGGCUGGACUUGCUGGUAGACCGAGACCUCGGCAACGGCUUUGAUCGCAUCGAGGCAAUGGAGAUGGUUCAGGUAGCCCUGCUGUGCACCCAACACCUCCCCGGCCACCGGCCAAAGAUGUCGGAAGUCUUACGGAUGCUCGAAGGCGACGGGUUAGCUGAAAAAUGGGAGGCUUCUAAUCGGCUGAAGCAGAAUCCUGAUGCAAAGGAAGGUGUUCAAGACCUGAGCAACUGCAUGCUCUUUGUGGUGGAUGGAGAAGAUAACUAUGGAGAUAUUGAUGGCAAGUCCAUGGAUGAUGUUGAAGAGAUGGAACUUUCAGGUCCCAGGUAGCAACUAAGCUUCAGAUUGCACAUAGAAGAAGUACUAUGAUUACAAGAUCUAAGCAGGCUCACUAACAUAGAUUGAAACCAGAAUUGCCGCAUGUUUGCUUUUCUUUGGAUAAUUAUAAAAGGAAUGCCUUUUACAAACAAUACUUACAUUUGAGAACAUAGAUUCAACAUCGAUGGAGCUUAAAAUUUCCUA
Messenger RNA from Dendrobium catenatum, 2476 nucleotides. Its product is annotated as probable LRR receptor-like serine/threonine-protein kinase At2g23950. Gene Ontology annotation, molecular function: protein binding; protein kinase activity; ATP binding. Gene Ontology annotation, biological process: protein phosphorylation. Lineage: Eukaryota; Viridiplantae; Streptophyta; Magnoliopsida; Asparagales; Orchidaceae. The transcript has 11 exons. Bases 143 to 2284 code for a protein of 713 amino acids. The record is from RefSeq and is a predicted model, not a curated record.